GAAGAGGAGGAGGAACGGCAGCGAAGAGGAUGGUCACAUCCCCCAGACCAAACGCAGCACCAGGAACACUGUCCUCCAGGACUCCUGGGACACUGAG
Merops nubicus (carmine bee-eater) is the source of this 97-nucleotide messenger RNA. It is a transcript of the gene VCF1, whose product is annotated as family with sequence similarity 104, member A. The transcript has a single exon. The annotation marks the transcript as partial. NCBI's taxonomy places the organism in Eukaryota, Metazoa, Chordata, Aves, Coraciiformes, Meropidae. The record is from RefSeq and is a predicted model, not a curated record.